This is a messenger RNA of Mixia osmundae IAM 14324, 663 nucleotides long. RefSeq lists its product as uncharacterized. The record is from RefSeq and is a predicted model, not a curated record. NCBI's taxonomy places the organism in Eukaryota, Fungi, Basidiomycota, Mixiomycetes, Mixiales, Mixiaceae. The coding region runs from base 1 to 663 and encodes 220 amino acids. The transcript is spliced from 5 exons.
AUGGCCCGCAGACGACCACGCGCUCGCAAGAACGCGAUCGGUCGAGCAGCGUGCUCCUUCGCGGCCCUAUCUACACUCUUUGCUGCCACAAGCCAAGCCUCGCCAGUCGCUACUCCCCACGACCGGAGAGCCUACUUGCCUAGCUUUGGCAUGGGGUAUGGCGCCAGCACGAGCGCGAACGCGACGGAAACCUAUGUUUGCAAGCCGCUCAGUGCCUGUCAGACCUGUACGCCAGACGAGCUCCAUAAUGACCCUGCGUGCGCACCCUAUGGCAACAAGAUCAGCCUGUCCUGUUUGUACGUGCCCGCCGAUGCAGACUCGACUUUAGCACGCAAGAGACGAAGGAAGCGAGAUGCGCAAGGACUCGCGGAUGAAUCCGUAGACGGAGAAGAGACAGAGAGUGAUACGAGCAUAGACGGAGAGGCAGACGAAGCGAGCAAAGCGAUAGAACAGGGUCUGCUCGGCCAAGUCGAGUUAGACCGACCUUGCGCUCGCGUUGUAGCCAAAGAACGCGCAGACUUUGGCGAGUUCGUUCUAUGCAACGUCGCGUUUGCCUUGCUAGGAUUGGGCGUACUGUCGUUCAGACAGAGAAGUCUAGCGGCUCAGCAGUAUCUCCGUUCGCACAGAAGAGAUGCAAGCGAGUACAUGAGGAGCAUAAAGUGA